ACUGUAUGACAAACAUUUGAUAAUUCUGACAUAUAGUCUUAGAGAGAAAACUCGCUACAUUUGUCCAUUGCUAGCAAGGUAUCUUUUAUAUGCAUUAUCUAAUAGACAGGAUCGUAUACAAGACAGCCUUUGAUAUACCAAUAUUGGUGCACUGGCUAGAACGAGAAAUAACCCAAUGAGUUUCUACUUCAUCAUAUAAUAUUGGUUGUGUUCAAGUGCAUGCUUUGUGAUGUGGUGCAAUAAAAUAUAUUCACCCCUGGCACUAACGGGCUUCCGUAGAUUACUGUGUUGAUGAGAGUAGUGAUUAUAUACUUUAUUUAUUUAUUUAUUUAUUUAUUUAUUUAUUUUUCAUUAAGCGGAUGGCGGGUGGGGCGCGUGGAGUGCCAAGGCUGGUUGCUCUAUGUCGUGUGGCGGAGGACUAGAUACACGGAGCAGGACGUGCAACAGUCCAGCCCCGGGAUACAUGGGAGCAGAGUGCGUGGGGGAUUAUGUUAACACCGUGCCAUGCAACACUGACCCCUGUCCAGGUCAAACAGCCAUCCCGUACAGUGAAUUGUGCCCGUUUCGGUGGUUUUCGUGCCGGACAAGUCGUCAGUGUCUCCACUUCCUCAAGAGGUGUGACUGUGUCAAAGACUGUCCUGACGGGAGUGACGAAGACCCCCACUACGCCAUGUGCAUUCCCGAAAUAACCAUGUGUACCAAUUCAGCGGAUUCACAGCAUUUGUCUUGGAUUGGCCUUCUCUCGAUUCUCUGGUUUGCCGUAGACACCUGGUGUCACCACUGUUUGUCCAGUGAUUCAUGAGAAGAUUGCGGCAGAACUUUGUAAAAAAAAAAAAAAAUCC
Molecule: messenger RNA, 842 nt
Organism: Gigantopelta aegis
Lineage: Eukaryota; Metazoa; Mollusca; Gastropoda; Neomphalida; Peltospiridae
Product: A disintegrin and metalloproteinase with thrombospondin motifs 4-like
Exons: 3
Coding region: 401-802 (133 amino acids)
Molecular function (GO): protein binding
Source: RefSeq, a predicted model, not a curated record